ACGUGAAGUAGGAAGAACCACCGGCUAGGUUGUGCUCUGUUGUCCACUGGUAACCAGCCGGGUAUGUUUGAAACAACAGGUAUAUCAGAGGCGUGAUGUACUUGUACUGAAAUACUCUGUGUAAUUAAUUUUAAUGCACUUACACUUCAUUGCGAGACUUGAUGCCAGGACGCCGCGCGUUGCCAACGUUGCUGUGCUCCUCUGAGUAAGAAAGUAGCAUGCUCGCUCUGUUGUUUCAUUUUGCCUGCACAGACUAUUAACAUUUUGGCUAUAUUCGUGGCAGCCGGCCAAUCCCAGUUUGAUACAGAGCUUACUUUGCUUCACUCCGCAAAACUACUGAUCCUGUUCUAAAAAACUUAACUGAUGGACGUGUACAGCUACGUGUGCCUUAUUUUGCUUAGCACCUGCCUAGUGCUCGGUAAACCGACGCUCAGGAAAGAACGGGUCCAUCACGACCCGCUAGAAUUGAUCAAGCAAGCCAAUGAAGACAAUCAGAGCUUCAAAUUUGACCAUGAGGCCUUUCUGGGAAAGGAAGAAGCUACUACUUUCGACCAGCUUACACCGGAGGAGAGCAAAGAGAGACUUGGUAAGAUAGUGGAGCGGAUAGACAGUGAUGAAGAUGGCUAUGUCACCAUCGCUGAACUGAAGGCCUGGAUUAAGAGGGUGCAGAAGCGCUACGUCUAUGAAAACGUGGCCAAGGUAUGGACCGAUUAUGACCUCAACAAAGACAACAAGAUCUCAUGGGACGAGUACAAGCAGGCUACAUAUGGCUACUACUUAGCUAACCCAGAGGAGUUUGAGGAGGCCACAGACCAGUUCAGCUUUAAGAAGAUGCUUCCCAGGGAUGAGAGGAGGUUUCAGAAAGCUGACCUGGAUGGGGACCUGGCAACUGAUAGAGAAGAGUUCACCUCCUUCCUUCACCCAGAGGAGUUUGACCACAUGAAGGACAUUGUAGUCCUGGAAACCCUGGAGGACAUUGAUAAGAAUGGAGACGGACAUGUGGACGAGGAUGAGUAUAUUGCGGACAUGUUUGCCCAUGAGGAAGGAGGUCCAGAGCCAGACUGGGUCCGGACGGAACGGGACCAGUUUUCAGACUUCCGGGACCUGAACAAAGAUGGCAAAAUGGACCUGGAGGAGAUCCGCCACUGGAUUCUCCCCCAAGACUAUGACCACGCCCAAGCAGAGGCCCGACACCUGGUUUAUGAAUCGGACCAGGACAAGGACACAAAACUGACCAAGGAGGAGAUCCUGGAGAACUGGAACAUGUUUGUAGGAAGUCAGGCCACCAACUAUGGUGAAGACCUCACUAAGAACCAUGAUGAACUUUGAGCGGAUUGUGCCUGUUUGUGUGCCUGUUUGUGUGCCUGUUUGUGUGCCUGUUUGUGUGCCUGUUUGUGUGCCUGUUUGUGUGCCUGUUUGUGUGCCUGUUUGUGUGCGUGUGCGUACGUGUAUGGGUGUUUUAGCAGGGCGAUCGGACCUCAACUGAGCUUCUUCAACCAAAACCUCCUCUGCAGAAUGUGACAGAUGUCAUGGUUGGAUACAGACACAGAGCCAAUAUUGCAGUAACUCUCAAAACGGGGUGGGGGGGCACAAAAUUCUGUUCUUAACACAGACGGCCGAGGUCCUGCUAACCAGCUGGACCGGGUUUGGUCCUGUUACUGACAUUUCUGAGAUUGAACACAUCGAACCUCGCUGUCGUUGAUGCCCAUCAGCCAAAAACACAUCAGGCUUAGCUGAUAACCCCAUAGAUGUGCAUAGUUAAAUCAUCAUCAAAGUAUGAUGUUUGACAAUUUGAUCAUUUCCAGUUGUCUUUUCUGGAAACCAUAUAUGACCGAGGUUAGAACAUAGUGGCGAUUGUCAGAUUAUUAUUUUUUUAUAGUUGUGCAAACGUGAACGCAAAGCACAACUUUGAAUAGUUAAUCUAAUUUUAUUUAUUUAGUUGUUUAACUUGAGGAGGCGAAGAAGCCUGGGAGCUGUAAGUCAGACAGAGGUCAGUGGGUGUUAAAGCAUUUCAUGAAGGCUGCCUAUUUGUUAAACUUUUAGCUAGUCUUUGUUUUUUUUACACAGAUGUUAGUUUGGUUAUUAUUCAUGUUUUUGAAGAUUUUAAGUUCUCUUUGAUAGGCAAGCUUCCUGUUAUAACAUGUUUUAUGAACUGUAGCUAAAACUCUUAAUGACAUUGUCUUUGCACAUGUCUUUUUUUAAAUAUAGUCUAUGAAAACUCCUUUUCUUUGAUUUGUUUAUUUUUGUACGAGAAGGCCUGCUUGUUUAACAUACCAAUUUUGCUCAAGAUAGCUAGGCUGUUGUCAUGGUGAAAACGUAUGUUUUGCCUUACAAUUGUUGCGAAAAUGGGAAGAGUUAGGUGGCAAUGUAGAUUGACUUGAAACUUUGCACAAGAGGAGUUUCAGAAUAUGUGUGUCCUCUGUUAACUCAAAGCUGCUUCUCAUGUUGACGCUCAACUGUGCACAUCGCAAGACGGGGCUGCCCUCCCUGGUACAUCACUUCCACCAUGUGUAAAUGGACUUCUUUGAAAUACUGUAAAUUCACAAUGUGUAUAUUAAUGGACCAUUUAAAAAAAAAAAAAUAUUGUCUCAUAUUUGUAAUUCAUUAUGAAAGACCCCUGUCUUUUUUCAAAACAAAAUUUGGGACGUUGUCAUUUCAAAUGUAGAAACAUCUGUGGGCCAGAUCCAUAUCCGUGUGGCAGUAGUAAAUGUGCGCUUGCAGCCAUUGGCACAGACAAAGGUUUUAAUGUUAGAAUUUGUUCCAUACGUUGCUAAGCUCAGUUGCAAGAUUGGCUUCACAGAAUGUCCUCAUUCAUUCCUAGGGCCUGGGAAAGGGUGUCUACAGUAGUCUUCAUGAACAAGGUCUGGCAGAGAUUUGUAGAGAUUGGGUAUCGUUUAAAACGGACACACAACAAUUUAAACACCUUUCACAUCAGCCAGGCGUUUUUACUUUCGCUCUCACAUUCCCUCUGACUUUUCCUUCUGUUGUCUCUCUUGCUCUCUCACCUAUGCAUACUACUAGUUCUUAGUGUUAAUCUCCCUUUCUGUCUGACAGGCUAGGA
Molecule: messenger RNA, 3061 nt
Organism: Esox lucius (northern pike)
Lineage: Eukaryota; Metazoa; Chordata; Actinopteri; Esociformes; Esocidae
Gene: rcn1
Product: reticulocalbin 1, EF-hand calcium binding domain
Exons: 6
Coding region: 364-1329 (321 amino acids)
Cellular component (GO): endoplasmic reticulum
Molecular function (GO): calcium ion binding
Source: RefSeq, a predicted model, not a curated record